This is a messenger RNA of Seminavis robusta, 390 nucleotides long. The record is from the annotation of a GenBank genome assembly. NCBI's taxonomy places the organism in Eukaryota, Bacillariophyta, Bacillariophyceae, Naviculales, Naviculaceae.
AUGGGAACGCUUGUUAGGACACUUGGCACAGAUGUGAAACAACUGAAAGAGCAGGUGACGACAAAUACCCCAGGAGGCUCAUCUUUGACGGGUGUUAUUACCACAUCCACUCAACCACAAAACACGCAGUAUGGUCACGUUGCUAUAGCAGGAGAUGCUCCAGCACGGCCAGCGGCGCCCAAGAGAUGCAAUAUAUUCAAUGAAGGUGAAACCGCAUCCAAACGACAGAGACUUGAUAACCCGGCCCAAGGCGUGGCGCAAGGAAAGCAAAUGAACGUCUUUUUGGGCAGCGACGACAAGAAGUCACCUGCAAAAAGACAGGAACCAUCCCUCAGUAACAGUGACCAAGUGGGCGCAGUAAUGGAGACAGAUGGAAGGGGUCUGAUUUGA